GACCCCGACCCGAUCCAAGACUUCUGCAUCCCCGAUUCCGGCCCAUCUCCACUACUCCAAACCCACCUCUCCACCUACCCCUGCAAAAACCCCUCCAACGCCACCGCCGCCGACUUCACCUUCUCCGGCGCUAGAUCUCCUUCAAAACCAUCUCCGGACACCGGAUUCGCUGGCCUCUCCGUAACCCCAUCCCUCUUCCCGGCCCUCCACACCCUCGGGAUGUCGUUUGCUCGCGCCGAUUUCGAGCCCGGCGGUGUAAAUCCGCCGCAUUACCAUCCGCGAGCUACCGAGACGGCGUUGGUGCUCGAGGGGAAGAUCUAUUCUGGAUUUGUCGAUUCCGGCGGAAGGCUGUUUGCAAAGGUAAUUACGAAGGGGGAGGUGAUGGUGUUUCCGAAGGCGAUGGUUCAUUUUCAGAUGAAUGUUGGGGAAUCACCGGCGGUGAUAUUUGGGAGUUUUAAUGGUGAGAAUCCGGGGGUGUUUAGGGUUCCGGCGACGGUUUUUGGGGCGGGGAUUAAGGAAGAGUUGCUGGAGAAGGCAUUUGGGUUGAGUAGGAAGGAGAUUGAGAGGCUAGAGAGGAGGUUUGGGAGAAAGGAAGUGGAAUUAUGAGAUUUUUCUCAAAUUUUUAUGUCAAAAUAUGUCUUUAUUUUUAUUAAUUUCUAGCAUAAAAUAUGUCUUCAA
Molecule: messenger RNA, 678 nt
Organism: Dendrobium catenatum
Lineage: Eukaryota; Viridiplantae; Streptophyta; Magnoliopsida; Asparagales; Orchidaceae
Product: germin-like protein 2-4
Cellular component (GO): cell wall
Molecular function (GO): manganese ion binding
Source: RefSeq, a predicted model, not a curated record